CUGGCGAAGCGCGAAGCGGCCAAGGCGUCCCCCGGCGGCUUCGUCCUCCCGCUGCUGCCCCACGUGGGAGAGAGCGACACGGACGCGCUUGCAGAUAAUCCCGACAGACCCGCAGAAGCAGUGGAGGAGGCAGAGGAAGAGGAGGAUGAGUUUGGGUACAGCUGGAAGAAAAUCAUCCAGCGCUAUGGCAGUCUUCCAGGAGUCCUCCACGUGAUUGAGCUGGAGAAAGGUAAAACGGGCCUGGGGCUCAGUCUGGCGGGAAACAGGGACCGCGCCUGCAUGAGCGUGUUCGUGGUGGGGAUAGACCCCAACGGUGCCGCCGGCAGGGAUGGACAAAUGGUGGUGGGAGAUGAGCUGCUGGAG
Messenger RNA from Nematolebias whitei (Rio pearlfish), 363 nucleotides. Its product is annotated as multiple PDZ domain protein-like. The record is from RefSeq and is a predicted model, not a curated record. The annotation marks the transcript as partial. Gene Ontology annotation, molecular function: protein binding. Lineage: Eukaryota; Metazoa; Chordata; Actinopteri; Cyprinodontiformes; Rivulidae. The transcript has 2 exons.